This is a messenger RNA of Thalassophryne amazonica, 2763 nucleotides long. RefSeq names its product kizuna centrosomal protein (gene kiz). Gene Ontology annotation, biological process: spindle organization. NCBI's taxonomy places the organism in Eukaryota, Metazoa, Chordata, Actinopteri, Batrachoidiformes, Batrachoididae. The transcript is spliced from 15 exons. The coding region runs from base 52 to 2178 and encodes 708 amino acids. Gene Ontology annotation, cellular component: centrosome. The record is from RefSeq and is a predicted model, not a curated record.
UCCUUGUCAUCGGGACUCCGCAGCAGAGAGAAAGCGGCUAAAACUGUCGAAAUGGCUCUAAACGGAGACUUUUACUAUGACAAAAUUGGCUCCAUUCAGCAGAGCAUGCAGAAAAGUGCGAAACAGAGGCAGGAGUUGGAGCAGGAGCUCUUCGCUUUAUCAACAUCUGAUGAAACAGUCUCACAGAUAAAGUGUUCCAAACUGCGCAGUUAUCUGAAGGAAAUCUGUGACAGGGAGGCACGAGCGAAAAUGAGAAACCUUGAGCUUCUGAAACAUGUGGAGUGCAUAGAAAUUAACAUGAAGGACUACUGUCAUGGCCGUGGCCCGCUGCAACAACAAAAGGCUGAGACUUUGCAUAAGAGUUUGAAAUUCAUGGAUGCACAGAAGGAAAAGGAAAAAGAUCUUGCAACAGCAAAGAGUGAAGCUCCACACAAAGACUACCAGCAUGGCUCUCAGGAUUCUACACAACUGCCAGGGAAAAUUUUUGUGGGCUCUAAGCCCUCCAGAGAGGCUGAGGCUGAUCCUGACGCCACAUCUGUUGACUCUCACCGAGCAUUACAUCCUCCAUCCAACAGUGGCGUGUUGUCCUGUGAGCAUAUACCAAGUGGCCUUUUGAAGGACUACAGAGUUGGUGGCGAGGAUGCCUCCAGCAAACGAGCACAUUUAUCAGAUGACAUUUCAGGCGCACACGAUUCUCCUGACAAACAUGAAAGCAUGUCAGUCGAGGUUGUAUCUGUAGAUGCUGGUGACGUGCUUGUCAGAACUGGAGAUGAUCCGCAACCUUCACCUUUGGUGACCUUGACGGUGCCUGAGAAGAAUCUAUCUCCCAGUCAUAGCCCCAUGUCUCCUCAAAAUUCUCCUGCAGAACAGUUGCUUGAAGCGGUACAGUGUUCAAACGUAACGAAAACGCCCGAGAGAGGUGUCACUGACUUUACGCCAGAAACAACUUUUGGACAACGAUCCCAUGAUGCCCCAGACAAACAUCAGAAUGCCAUCACACCAAGCUCAGAUGUGGAGUUGUCAGAGAGUAGUGAUAGUUACAUUUCCAUUUCUCUGACACAAUCUGAAUCGGAGGAGGAUCCACCUGAGGAUGCAGAACUUUCUGACAAGAGAGACAGUAACACACAGCACAGUCCUGAAUUGUCUGUCCAGUUUGAUGAGCUAAAGACCAACCCACACUCAAAAUGUGACUCUGCUGCUGCGGGCAUGACCUUGGAAAGUCUCUCCCAGGAAGGACUCUUUAAUCUGCUGGAGAGCAUUGAAGGACGACUCCAUGGAAAAUGUGCCUGCGUCUACAGGGACUCUUCAGUUAAUGGAAAGAGCCUCAAUAGAAUUAUUAGCCUUUGUAACAGUGGAGCAGACUUGAAUGAUGAGGACCUUGAAGCGUGCGGAGCAGUCGUCCUGCAUGAGAUUCAGAGAUUGUCGUGGAGCACAGCAGCGGGCUGCCUGUUACCACCAAAUGUCGUGACCGCUCACCAGUCCAGCACUGAGCCUGAGGUAAUCAGCACCAGCCUCCCGCCCGAUGCUGCUUGGCUGUGGGAUCGGUGGUUCAAGCAUGCUCUUCUGCUCAAGGAGCAGCGUGUCCUCACUGUUGAGCGCCUGGUCCAGCUGUUCACGCCGCUGCUGGUGGAGCGGCAUGCUACCUACAGCCACCAGGCCAAAGUGCUGCUGAGGACACUUCUGUCCCAGUCCAGUGAGGAGUGCUCCUCAGCACAGGAAAAGAGUGAUGCGUCUUCUUCUUCUGGUGGGCUUCCUGCAGCCCAGACUGACAAACGGGAUAUGAAACCUGCUGGGUUUGAACAGAAGCAUCAGAUUCAAGAACUACAAAGUACUGAAGAGGACAGCCAAGACGAAAGCCCUGUGGAAAGUGUUCCUAUUAGAGCGACGAAAGCAUAUCAGCGACUUAAGCAAUCUGCCAUGCAGGAAAGAGUGCACAGUUCUGAAGAGGAGGAGGAGGAAGUGUCAGGAAUAAAUCACAGUGAUGAAGAGGACCUGGGGAGGGCCGAUCGCCCCUCACAUCAAGACCCUUACCCUUGGAAGGGGAAGACGAACUCAAUGCGUCUUUAUGCAACACAGUCAAAAGAUUUCUGGGGUGAAUCAGAUGACAGCAACUCUGAGAUUGAAGCAGCCUUACGUCCACAACCUCUCACCACCGACACGGAUGACUUCUAUGACUGAACGUUCUCCUGCUGUAUUGGACAUGUCACUGAAUCCCGGUCGCACAGCCAGUCUCUGGACAGGACACAUCACCUGCAUUGUCUCAGUCCACCCAGCGGUAAAUGGGUACUGUCCAUCCACACCACGCUGCAGAAUCCAGGGAUAAGGAGCAGCACCAGCGGGCCUCUGGGACUGUGUCGCAUUGUGCCAAAGUCACUUUCCAGUUAAUCUCAUGGUAUUUCAGCCCGUGACUGUUGUUUGACUAAAUGCUGUGUUCUUUGCAGAUCAUCUGCACAGUGUAUCGUAAAAACAAAUACUAAAGUUGACAGCUCUCAGGCUGGUAACGUAUGUGAAGAGUUGUCCAAUGCUCUGAUGUUAACCUCGCUUCAGUCUCUUUAUCUGAACAACCCUCCCGGCUCAUAAUAACAGCUCGAAAUAGAUUAAACAGAUCUUUUAAAGUGAUUUGUUUGCAAUGGGCUGAAAAUCAUGCAUUUUGAAAUGCCGCAAGCAUCUCCGAGUGCUCUGCCUCCAGCACGGUCGAGUGUAGUGAUGUGAGUCACCUGGAAAAUGACAAAGCACAAUGGCCACUCUGCGUGCCACUGUAUG